This is a messenger RNA of Anguilla rostrata (American eel), 3910 nucleotides long. It is a transcript of the gene tmem47, whose product is annotated as transmembrane protein 47. The record is from RefSeq and is a predicted model, not a curated record. The coding region runs from base 140 to 697 and encodes 185 amino acids. Gene Ontology annotation, cellular component: cell-cell junction; membrane. Gene Ontology annotation, biological process: cell-cell adhesion. NCBI's taxonomy places the organism in Eukaryota, Metazoa, Chordata, Actinopteri, Anguilliformes, Anguillidae. The transcript is spliced from 4 exons.
GUAGCCCGUCGUUGCUGCAGUACUCGAGCAGUGGAACAGCAGCUGCAGCAUCGUCGCUGGAGGCUCGCUACCUCCGGAUCGGGCAAACACGUUCAGCGCGUAAAUUACAAUAAAGCGCAUAAGCGCCCUGAAAUCAGCAAUGGCCUCGUCCGCUAGCGGAGCGGAGGAAGUCCGCGUGUCAGUAUUAACGCCUCUGAAGUUGGUUGGAUUGGUUUGCAUUUUCCUCGCGCUAUGCCUGGACAUCGGGGCCGUUCUCAGUCCUGCAUGGGUCACCGCGGACAACCAGUACUAUUUGUCUCUGUGGGAUUCAUGCUGGAAACCGGCGGCAUCGGAUACCUGGCGUUGCAGCAGCACGUUCGGGUCGGAGUAUGCAAGAGACUGGCAGAUUGCCACGCUGGCCCUGUUGCUGGGUGGGGCCGCCCUCAUUCUCUUCUCUUUCCUGGUGGGGCUGGUGUCCGUGUGCGUCGGGUCCCGGAGACGCUUCUACAGGCCCGUCGCUGUGAUGCUGUUUGCUGCAGUGGUACUCCAGGUGUGCAGUCUGGUUCUCUACCCAAUCAAGUUUAUCGAGACCAUCAGUCUACGAAUUUACCAUGAAUUUAACUGGGGGUACGGUCUGGCGUGGGGUGCCACCAUCUUCUCCUUUGGAGCGGCCCUGCUGUACUGCCUGAACCCCAAGAGCUACGAAGACUACUACUGACCCUGACGAGCAGCGUACCCACAAUGCACCCCCCCCCCUUUCUUUUACACACAGCUGUCUGUGAUAGCAGCCCCCCAAACCCUGAGCUUUCUCUGCAGAACUGACCGUCCUAGUAAAGAAAUGGUUUCUGCAGAAAUGAUCCAACCACAACAGUGACACAUUUCCUACAGAAUGGAGCACUCCAAGAACACCAGAGCCCCAUGCAGAAAUGACCAUCUUUACAAAGACAUUUUAUGUUUAUUUAAAAUGUUCUUACAUCUAGGGUUUUUGCAGAAUUGAGUAUCCAAGCAUGCACAUGUUCUCUGCUGACCUGUAAAUUCUCUCACACACACAAACCUACACACACACACACACACACACACUCACACAAAUUCAGACACACACUGCCGAACUGGACAUUGUAACGUACAUCAUAUCUGUGCAGAACCGAACAUUCUAACAGACAUAGUCUACCUCUGCAGGACUGCUCUUCCUAAGGAAAACACUGUCGCUGUAUAAAUCCUAAGACACGCAGCAUCUGUACACACGGGCCUGCAGUAUAUGGACUACAGAACCAUCUGACCCAUGCACACACACUUUUCUCUCUAGUAUUCUGUGUCUGUCUGACAGACGCACACCCACACACACACACAAUUUUCUUACUCUGUACAGAGCUGACCGUCCUUACAAAGCUGGUCUUCGAAUGACUGAUCAUCCAGCCGCUCGCACACACACACACACACACGCACACACACAAACACAUAAUCUUUAUUAAUACGGUCUUUCUACAGUUAAAACAAUCUCAUUAAUUAAACUGUACUAUACUAUGUAAAAACAUACCCAGUAGUCCAGAGUGGGGCUUUGAUGCUCUGGCUGUAGAUUCUAAGUUAUAGACUGUGUUUUUCUGACUCUGUAUAUCAUUUUAAAAACCAUCAGAGAUGUUUGUGGCAAAGGCUCAUGGAAUACUACUACUAUUUGUGUUAAUGUCUGGUGACCAUGGAAACCUCUUGUAGAGAUGAGAUGUCAUGGGGCUGCAAGCUUACUGAAGAAUGUAACUAGUUAAACAAGAGAAUGGAGCUCUGUAACCAAUCGGACCUGACUACAGAGCCCUGUAACCAAUCAGACCUGACUACAGAGCCCUGUAACCAAUCAGAUUUAUUGCUGGAGCUCUGGAACCUAUCAUACACGACAGUAACAGUGGGUUAUUUUAAGGCUGCGUAUGCUAGAUUUUAUGGAUGAACUGGAGGAAUUGCGAAUCUGUGUUGUUUCAAGUGUACAGUAACACAGCAUUUAUCACAGGUGUUUUGACUACCAUCACUAAAAAAUUUGCAUUUCGGUACAAAGAAUCCAUUCCUGAUGAAUCCUAAAGAGAAUCUAAGAUUGUCUGAGUUGAAUGUUUAGCUGCACUCAGGCAGCCUGACCCAUAGGAGGACAGUCAAACCCAGGGUAUAGUUGUUGGACCAUUUGUUGGACCAAUCAGGUGCUGUCUAGAAGUCCCGGAGAGAAUGUGAAAGCAUGAUAACCAAUCACUGGCUUGUAUAAGAUGUACAGAAGUUUCUUUCAGUUUCUUAAACUGAUGAGUUUUCUGCCCAUUUGUAAUUGUGGGUGUGGUUAGGGUUUGUGUGUGUGUGUGUGUGUUUUUGCAAGAGAGAUAGUGUCUGCACGUGUGUGAGUGAGUUUAUGAGAGAUUGUGUGUGCAUGCCUGUGUGUAUGCAUGUGUGUGUGUGAGACAGUGCACAUAUAUGAGUGUGAACUUAUAAGAGAGGUUGUGUGUGUGCAUGCAUGCGUGUUUGUGUAUGCGUGUGUGUGAGUGCACGUGUGAGACAUUGUGAGGUUGUCGGGGAGGGUAGUUGUGUGAUGGGAUGCCAAUAACACAUGAUGUAGGAGUCACAGUUUACCAAGUUAUUUAGGCCCCAAUUUCUCUCUCCCCUCCCCUUAGAUCCCCCAGCCUCUUCAAUAAGCCACAGUUUAAUGAACCGAGAUCUACCAUGUGUGUAUUACUGUAACUGCAUUAAUGAAUGUUUCAGUAUCAAUCCAGCAUUAUAGAUUACCAUGUAUUUAAGCUGACCGAUGAACAGAUCUGGUAUGUGAGGUCAAAUGUACAGAGAGAGAGAGAGAGAGAGAGAGAGAGAGAGAUGUAUUCUGCUUUUCCUGAGUGUGUAUUUCUACAUAGGAAUGGGCACUUUGGUGUACUUCCUGCCUGCUGUGCAUGGCUCCCUCUUCCCCAAUCAGUGUGUCUCUAUAGGGCGUUUCUAUAGGGCAUUUCAGUGUGUCUCUAUAGGGCGUUUCUAUAGGGCAUUUCAGUGUGUCUCUAUAGGCUGUUUCUAUAGGGCAUUUCAGUGUGUCUCUAUAGGGUGUUUCUAUAGGGUAUUUCAGUGUGUCUCUAUAGGGCGUUUCUGUAGGGCAUUCAGUGUGUCUCUAUAGGGUGUUUCUAUAGGGUACUUCAGUGUAUCUAUAGGGUGUUUCUAUGGGGCAUUUCAGUGUGUCUCUAUAUGGCGUUUCUAUAGGGUACUUCAGUGUAUCUAUAGGGUGUUUCUAUAGGGCAUUUCAGUGUGUCUCUAUAGGGCGUUUCUAUAGGGUAUUUCAGUGUGUCUAUAGGCUGUUUCUGUAGGGCAUUUAGUAUGAUUCUUAUAGGGCGUUCGGCUGCUGUCUCAGUGCCCUCCAGUGCGUUUACGUGAUCACAGGUAUCCUUUUUUUUAAAGAUGCCUUUUAAAUGUAGAACAUGCGUCUUGGUCAUGAGCUUUAGGGCAAACAUAGUUUUUUUUCCAUUAACACAUUAGGAUUAUAGUUAAUUUCUUACUUUUCUUUAAUGUCCAUACUAGUGAGGGUGAGAAAUGAGGGUGAGAGAGAGAGAGAGAUUCAUGAGCUGGGUUAGGGGGUAGAGAGAGGGAGGGAGGGAGAAAGAAAGUGAGAGAAGAGAGGGAGCUAUAUGUUAGUAUGAGCAUUUUAGAUCUGUGUGCAUAUGCUUGUGUGUGUGUGUGUGUGUGUGUGUGUGUGAGAGAGAGAGAGAGGAGUGGGGGUGGGGGUGGGGGUGGGGGGGCUACAUGAAUACCUAACCUAUAAAGGCACAGAACACACUGUUUCUUGUCUGAUCACAUUGCCAUUCCUUAGGGAAGAGAGGGAGACGGAGGAAGGAAGGAGAGGAAGAAAAAGAAAUGAUGGUCUGUUGUGAAAUGUAUGUCUCUGAUACUCAUACAUUUGUAUACUAACAUAAUAAACUGCAAAGAAUUACAA